UGCUAUUUUUACGUUUAGCAGUAAUAGUGAAGGGAAAGCAAAAUAUCAAAGGGGCAAAGAGGACUUUUGACGCAACUCUCAGGCGAAGUUUAUCUCCCAAUUAGUCUCCGACAACCUAAGACGACGUGACGAUGAUUUAGCUGGAGCUCUCCUUCUUCCGGGUUAGGUAUCGAAACUUGUGGAAUUUCCGAUCUCAUCGGAAAAGAAAGUAAAAUGGCGUCACCGGACAUUGCUGAAAUGUUGGAAAAAUCGAAGGAGCUUGAUCGUUUAAGGAAAGAGCAAGAGGAAGUACUCCUUGAAAUCAAUAAGAUGCACAAAAAGCUUCAAAACACUCCAGAAGCCGUUGAGAAACCAGGUGACAAUUCCCUGUCAAAACUUAAGAUGUUAUACACUCAAGCCAAAGAGCUUUCCGAGAGUGAGAUGAGUAUCUCCAACCACUUGUUGGGCCAGCUGGAUGCAAUGAUUCCUGCUGGAGGUGCUGGCCAACAACGAAGAAGGAUAGAAGGCAACGAGCAGAAAAAGAAGAGGAUGAAAGGUGAUCCUGACAUUCCUAGGCUCUCUCCUUCCAUGCGAAAUCAGCAGGAGUUCUUUGCUAGCUUGAAGGGGGAACAAGUGGCUGCUAGAGUUGCGCAAGAAGAUGGUGAAAAGGAUGAGUGGGUUAUUGUCAAAGUUACUCAUUAUGACAAAGAAUCAAAGGAAUUUGAAGUUUUAGAUGAGGAGCCGGGCGAUGAUGAGGAAGGUGGUGGCCAGAGAAAGUACAAGCUACCCUGGUCACAUAUUAUACCUUUUCCCAAGAUGAGUGAUCUUGCAACCGCUCCAGAAUUCCCUCCUGGAAAACAAGUUUUGGCAGUUUACCCAGGAACCACAGCCCUGUACAAAGCCACAGUAGUCCAGGCCCGCAAGAGGAAGAGCGACGAUUACACAUUGGAGUUUGAUGACGAUGAGGAGGAUGGGUCUUUACCUCAACGCAUGGUGCCCUGUAACCAGGUUGUUGCUCUUCCAGAUGGACAUCGCCAGUGAAAUAUAGUUACUCUUUACACGUCCAGAGCUACUAAAUUUGGACAAUCUGCUGUAUGUAUCUAGUAGUCUUAUAAGGGUGAGCUGUGAACCUAUUCACAUUUAGUUUGUAGCAUUGCUAUUUAUCCAGAAAAAGAAAAUAUUAUCUUUGUCGUACAAUGUAUUUAUAAAAAAAAAUCUUUGCUGUACGAUUUGUCUAGUGUUCUUGGUGUACAGUAGUUGGACAUGAAAAUAAAUUCUAGUAUUUUGAGUUGUAAAUUUGUACUGUGUUUA
Molecule: messenger RNA, 1290 nt
Organism: Solanum verrucosum
Lineage: Eukaryota; Viridiplantae; Streptophyta; Magnoliopsida; Solanales; Solanaceae
Product: SAGA-associated factor 29 homolog A
Exons: 9
Coding region: 214-1020 (268 amino acids)
Cellular component (GO): SAGA complex
Source: RefSeq, a predicted model, not a curated record